AAGGGUGCCGACACGAACACCUUGCCUCCAAGGGUGCCUCCAAGGGUGUCGACACGAACACCUUGCUUCCAAGGUUGCUGAUACCGACAACUAGCCUCCAAGGUUACCGACACGGACACCUUGCCUCCAAGGGUGCCUCCAAGGGUGCCGACACGGACACCUUGCCUUCAAGGUUACCGAAACGGACACCUUGCUUACGACAUUCCUCUCCCCUUUAUGGCACGGGCCCCGGAAAUCCAAGGCCGUCUGUUUUCCGGCACAAGGUCUGGCGACCAUGGCCUCCUCCUACGCCCUUCUACCCAGACGUCGUCUACGCCAUGUCCCGGUGGCCUUUCCCAAACAAACGCUGACAUUGGUUCACAGCAACCACCUAGACAAGCCCGAGAGGACAUGUGAGAGGAAUACACUGCUGGCGUGUGAAGAGCUUCCAGCAUUUGAGGGUGGCUUGUCAUUUGCCAUGCACUUAUUGAGACACGUGGAAUCAUACAACCUACUCAGAAUGCCAAGUCCAGCUCUGAGACAGGCCAUGCGCGAAACCACACAUAGCCGCCGGUACCAUGGACCGAACGCCAGCAGGCCCAGAGUAUUAUGCAAGAUAGCCGCCACAGCGGCGAUCUGCUCUGGGAUCGCCGCCCUCCCCAUGGCCGCCGCGGUCCGGCAUCCACACGCGGCCCUCGACGUGGCAGAGCAUCUUGCCGCCGGGAUCUCAGUCGCGGCGAGCGCAGCGAUUCCACCUCUACGGAGCAGCGACUUCAUUGACAACGGGUACUGGGCCAUGGCCUACGCGGCCUGGGGCACGGCAGUGUCAGUGUUGUUCGUCCUAGAGCUCAUGCAACGCCCCAAUAACCUGCAGCGGAGGCUGUUUGGAGGAACCGUGCUCUUCUCGACGCUUAGUCUUCUCGGCUCGCUGUCCCAGAGCGCAGAGUCGACAAUCGAGGGAGUUCUCAACUGGUUCCCGAUGGCCUUUGCCGCCAGCUUAUGCGUCGUUCCUGUCCUGAUGGAUGCCGCGGACCCGCAGGCGGCUGCCGAGAUGGUUGCAAAUCUGGCUGGUGUCUACGUUCGAAGAGACAUCUAUGAACAUGACCGGAACUUGAACUGAGGGCCGAUUUAUCGGGAGAACGGUUUUAAUUUUCUUUCCUCGGAACUUGUACGGGAGUCCGCCUCCGCCUAAGUGGAACAAAUAAUUCCAUAGGUUCUAUGCGUAUUUAGUUUGCAUUUUCAUCUAUCCCUUGCCGGAGUUGUCAUGUGGCCCUAGUAUAACAGAAAAAGAACGCCACCGCGUUAGAAAAAGUUGGGCAUGUAUGCCAAUAUCAUGGUCGCCCAAGAGAAAAAAGGAAAGAAAAGUGUCGCCCAUAUUUGAGCCACUUUAACCCCCCCUUCAAGCCACAGUCGACUUCGUCAUCUCACGUUCUAACAGAACAAUAGGCGGCGGAGGCGGCGGCAGGAGGCGCAGGGCAACAGGGUCUAUAUAAGGGAGCCUUCGGCUUCGUUCUCUCAACCUUUCGUCUAGCCUAAAUAGACAAUUCAAUGCGCUGUCAUCUUCGAUCAUAAGCAACA
This is a messenger RNA of Lasiosphaeria miniovina, 1557 nucleotides long. RefSeq lists its product as uncharacterized. The transcript is spliced from 2 exons. NCBI's taxonomy places the organism in Eukaryota, Fungi, Ascomycota, Sordariomycetes, Sordariales, Lasiosphaeriaceae. Bases 275 to 1099 code for a protein of 274 amino acids. The record is from RefSeq and is a predicted model, not a curated record.